This is a messenger RNA of Trichomonas vaginalis G3, 741 nucleotides long. RefSeq lists its product as uncharacterized. The record is from RefSeq and is a predicted model, not a curated record. The annotation marks the transcript as partial. The transcript has a single exon. NCBI's taxonomy places the organism in Eukaryota, Parabasalia, Trichomonadida, Trichomonadidae.
AUGUACAGAAUAGACGUUUCAGAUUUUUAUGACUUCCAAGCGUUCAGAAAUAUGUGUCCAUUUAGAGACUAUAACAAAGCAGUCGAGAAUUUGAAACGUUUAGUCAUUUAUGUCGACUCUGCCCCAGAAUGUUAUGUCAUGAAAGAAUGGGAUGUUGUCUUUAACAAACCAAGAGCGACAAUAGUUUCAGAACAAGAAUGUAAACAGAAACUUAAGAAAAUAAAAGUCGUACAAGUUGGUAUGAAGAUGUUAGAUGCUUGGGAUAUCUUAUUGUCAAAGUUAGAAGAUUUUUCAGUUCGUGGUAUAAAGUUCUAUACACCAUCUCCAAACUUCUAUUCUAUCUUCACUGGAUAUAAAUACGAACAAGUAGAAUGGAAAGAAAAUGUUAUAGAAGCUUGGUUAGACCAUGUCAAAGAAAUUAUAUGCAAUGGAAACGAAAGAGUCUAUGAGUAUAUCUUAUGUUGGUUUGCAAACAUCUUACAACAUCCAAGUGCUAAAAAUGAAACUGCUCUCAUCAUAAUUGGAAAACAAGGAACAGGUAAGAACACUUUCUUUACAGAUAUCUUAUGCAAACUGUUAGAGGGCUAUUCGAACCCUAAUAUGACAAACUUAGAAAACAUCUGCGGUAAAUUUAACUCUUCAAUAGAGAAUAUGAAACUUAUAGUAUGUAACGAACUUCAAAGUAUAGAUACAACAAAAGUUUUGAACUCAGAUGCUUUGAAGAGUCUUAUAACAGACAAA